GUUUGGGUCAUUUCUUCAUCCACCACAAACAAAAUCUCUUUUUUAUAGAGGCAUUGGUGAAGCGGGACUUUCUCUGAUUUCAGCUACUGGAACCGGGUAGUUUAACCUGUUGCGCUACUCUGUGAAAUGGAAGAUCCAUCAUUUUUCGACCGGAUGAUCAGUCAUCUUCGAACGACUUGCAAGUACUAUACUGGUUAUCCGAAGGAUCUUGGACCAUCAAGGGUUAUUCAUUUUACCUCUGAGCGUGAGUUUGUCAAACUCCUUCACGAAGGUUUUCCUGUGGUUGUUGCAUUUACUAUCAGGGGGAACUAUACACUACAUCUUGACAAAGUAUUAGAAGAAUCCGCUGUUGAGUUUUAUCCACAUGUAAAGUUUAUGCGUGUUGAAUGUCCAAAAUAUCCUGGGUUUUGUAUAACUCGGCAGAAAAAGGAGUAUCCAUUCAUUGAGAUAUUUUACAAUCCAACCCAAGCAGCUAACCAGGGAAGGGUAGCUGAUCCAAAUAUUACUAAAUACAACGUGAAGGUCUUGCCUUUCAACUACGAUGUUAGUGCUUAUGGAUUUAGAGAAUUCUUCAAGCGACAUGAUAUAUGGGCAUCAGAUCCAAAGUAGGUGGAAAAGUUCUGUUUUUUAUACGUGCCAUACCUCAUCAUGCUACAUGCUUUAACAAUCUGUAAUUUCUAUAUCUUUACGAGUUCAGAAUUUGAAGACAAUUAUAUUUACCAGGAAGGUUGAUGCCUAAACCUAUAACUUCGGUUUUGUAAUUCAGUUUCUCGUCAUGGAUGUCUUUCUUUCCUUGUGUUUUAGCAUUUUCAA
Molecule: messenger RNA, 813 nt
Organism: Cajanus cajan (pigeon pea)
Lineage: Eukaryota; Viridiplantae; Streptophyta; Magnoliopsida; Fabales; Fabaceae
Product: Thioredoxin superfamily protein
Source: RefSeq, a predicted model, not a curated record